Messenger RNA from Arabidopsis arenosa, 1436 nucleotides. The record is from the annotation of a GenBank genome assembly. Lineage: Eukaryota; Viridiplantae; Streptophyta; Magnoliopsida; Brassicales; Brassicaceae.
CCGGCGACGGAAAACUAGAGAUUUAUUAAAAUGAUGUACGGAGAAUCACCUAUAAGACUUCCCAGAAUCAGCCACGUGUCAAAUUCCGGCAGUGAUUUCGGAAGUAGCCCCCAUCACACCAGUUACAUCGUCCAGAUCCCUCCGACGCCGGACAACAAUCCGGCGCAGGUUUCAAUCGUUCUCCGGGGAUUCGAUUUCAAUCCGGCCUCGGUUCUGGUUCCAUCUGCUCCCGGGGACAUCGAUUCCGGUUCAUCUGGAAAAGACAACGAACCGGAUCUAACCGAUGUCAGAAUCAGUGAAGAUGAAGAUGAAGAAGAAGAAGAAGAUACCUUGCUUUACAAGAUAUCUUAUCCUCUAACUCGUAUCGUCAAAAUCUCUCCGAUCAUCAUCGCUCUUUAUCGGAUUCUGAUAGUUGUUCGAGUAGUAUCUCUUGUUCUGUUUCUCUUCUGGAGAAUCAGAAACCCAAACAAUAAAGCAAUAUGGUUAUGGUUACUCUCUGUAAUCUGUGAAAUCUGGUUUGCUUUCUCUUGGUUACUCGACCAAAUCCCUAAGUUGUUUCCUGUUAACCACGCAACCGAUAUCGAAGCCUUAAAGGCGACAUUCGAGUCACCAGAUCCGAAUAACCUGACCGUGAAAUCAGAUCUUCCCGGGAUUGAUGUGUUUGUUUCAACGGCUGAUGCAGAGAAGGAGCCUCCAUUAGUCACAGCCAACACAAUUCUAUCGAUUUUAUCGGUUGAUUAUCCUGUUGAGAAGCUCUCUUGUUAUAUCUCAGAUGAUGGAGGAUCGCUUGUUACGUUUGAAGCAAUGGCUGAGGCGGCUAGCUUUGCGAAAAUAUGGGUUCCGUUUUGCAGGAAACAUAAGAUCGAGCCGAGGAAUCCGGAGAGUUACUUUGGUUUGAAGAGGGAUCCUUAUAAGGAUAAGGUGAGACAUGAUUUUGUUCGAGAGCGACGGUAUGUGAAACGAGGUUAUGAGGAGUUUAAGGUUCGGGUUAACGCGCUGUCUCAUUCGAUUAGAAGGAGAUCAGAUGCGUAUAAUAGCAAAGAAGAGAUUAAAGCUUUAGAGAAAUGGAAGCAUUGGAAGGUGAAAGUUGAAGAGGAUCAAGUUAAGGAACCAAGGCCUGCUUUAGUAGCUCCUAAAGCUACUUGGAUGAGUGAUGGAACUCAUUGGCCCGGUACUUGGGCUGUCCCUUGUCCGCACCAUUCCAGAGGCGAUCACGCUAGUAUUAUACAGGUAAUUUAUAUUCACGGUUUAAUCUCCAAUUGAUUCGUUAUAGUGUUUGUGUUUGACUCUGUGUUUUGUUUAUAGGUGCUGAAACCUGAUUCAUUCCCUUGCUCCCCAAGUAAGCUAAAAGCUCUCUCUAUUUGAUACAAGUUGUAUUCUCUCUGUAAACAUCAAGUUAUCAAAGUUGUUCUUUAUAAGAAAUUAAGUUUUUAUUC